This is a messenger RNA of Cooperia oncophora, 552 nucleotides long. The record is from the annotation of a GenBank genome assembly. Lineage: Eukaryota; Metazoa; Nematoda; Chromadorea; Rhabditida; Trichostrongylidae.
UUGCACGGGAACGUAGUUUUUGGGAGUGUUCUCAUUCAAAGAAUCGAUUCAGGUCUUCCUGGAGGAUCGGCUGCUUUUGCUGCCAGUUCACGCCAGCCCCAGUACGUUUCUUUUGCACCAGCAGCACAGUCCCUUGUACCACAGUUCGUUCCUGUUUCAAUUAUGGAUCCAACCGUUUUAGCUGCACAAGCACAGGUCCAGUGGCAGACUGCUGCAGCAGGUGGAUCACAGUUCAUUUGGCCUGCUCCGACAAUUUUUCCUCCAACAACUGAACUUUUCAUACCUUCGCUACAAGCUGUGGCUGGUCAGCGGACGGCCACUCACUUCAGUCAGGUAUUCCCUCAUCAGCCACCACAAAAAGGUUUCAAUUUACCCUCCGCGAGUGGUAUAUCACAUCCACCGUUAACCUCUACGCAUAUGGGUAACACAUUUGUUGAUCCAUCUUGGGCGCAGCCGAACUUAGCCAGCUUAAGUGCUCAUAUGAACGCGAUACACCGUCCUCCUGCUGUCAGUGAGCAGGGUAAAUGGUGGGAUUUUCACUUUUCAGCCUAG